AUGGAAAAUGAUAUAACACCGCCUCCAUCUCCCACCUCCGCCAUCACCACCACUCCCAGACCAAUCCACCUCCCCUUAUUAAACCGUGGACAAAAUCCAGAAGUAUUAAUAUUCAACCUCGAAACCAUAAAACGACUUCGAGAUGAGCAUGGAAUCCUAGGGAUCUUAAUAGGUACACUCCCCCAAUAUCCCCAACAGAAUCUAUUCCUAUCGAUUCCUUUAAAGUUGAUAGUCUGGGAAGUAGUCUGGCUUGUUGAGAAUGGGUUUGGAGUGUUGGUUGAUCAAUUGAAAUAUCGUAAUUUGAAGACACAAGCUGGGUUUAAGAAUCUGAAUAAGAUUAGUUUGGGAAAUAAAGCACAGGAAGAGGUGGCUAAUUUUAAUAUAAUCAAGAAUUGUGAUCUGGAUAAUGAUGAUGAUGAGAAUGAAGAACUUAUUUCGACAUGUAUUGUUCCCCUCAAAGAAUAUAUUUCUGAUUAUUUACGAAAUGGAUCAUGUACUCAAGAUCAAUUCUUAUCAGGAUAUCAUAAAUUCAAACAUUUAAAAAGCUUGGGAUAUUAUAUUAGUCCCGGAUUGAAAUUUGGUGGAGAUUUGGUUAUAUAUCCCGGUGAUCCAUUACGAUAUCAUUCUUAUUCGAUUGUCAAGUUUGAUUUUGUUGAUUUGAAUGAAAUUAUUGUCGGAGGAAGAUUGGCGACUGGAGUGAAGAAAAAUAUGAUCAUAAUGGAUACUUCCACAAGUUCAUCCCAAAAGUCUGAACAUCAAAGUUUAGAAGAAGAAUUACAUUCUGAAGUUUCGCCAAUUGCAUUCUCAAUCGAAUGGGCUGGAUUUGGUUAA
Hemisphaericaspora subhashii is the source of this 831-nucleotide messenger RNA. RefSeq names its product tRNA splicing endonuclease subunit. Gene Ontology annotation, cellular component: tRNA-intron endonuclease complex. Lineage: Eukaryota; Fungi; Ascomycota; Pichiomycetes; Serinales; Debaryomycetaceae. Gene Ontology annotation, molecular function: nucleic acid binding; tRNA-intron lyase activity. The coding region runs from base 1 to 831 and encodes 276 amino acids. The record is from RefSeq and is a predicted model, not a curated record. The transcript has a single exon. Gene Ontology annotation, biological process: tRNA splicing, via endonucleolytic cleavage and ligation; tRNA-type intron splice site recognition and cleavage.